This is a messenger RNA of Strongylus vulgaris, 297 nucleotides long. The record is from the annotation of a GenBank genome assembly. NCBI's taxonomy places the organism in Eukaryota, Metazoa, Nematoda, Chromadorea, Rhabditida, Strongylidae.
ACAGUGGCCAACAGAUAUCAUCACCGUUAUGUUCACCAAUUACUGGGUUGGCCUAAUUAAUGAGGAUACACUAAAAUGUUAUUUUUCAUUUUGCUAUCUUAAGUUAUAUCAAUAUACUAGCCUUUACCGCCGAUUUGUUAGUAGCGCGAACUUCGUCGGAUGGUUGGCAAAUCGUAGUCGGGAUGUCAACGCUCAGCUGAAAGCACAGUACGUGGAAGCAUUGUGCUCAGCAGAUCUUGGUGAAUAUUUUAUUUGCGCAAAUAGGCGCAUCAAAGUGACAAACAGUGAAGUGUGAGU